GUCUCCUCAUGACUUCCGACGCAGUACUCGAGAGCAUCGAUCGGAAAUUGAGCUCGCUAGGCAGUGCUCUCGAAGUUGAGACCAAUUGCCGGGCCGGGAGGUUCGUUCUUGUGGAACACCGAGGCCGUCUCAGGAGGGCUUGUAUCGCGAACCAACGGCGAAUCGACGACAGGGAUUCGUUCGACGUAUAUCUCCUCGAUUACCCCGAAUGCGCGAACGUGGCCCAGAUGUUCAAAUGUCCACCGGACGUCGCGGCCAUACACAGAGCCUUGCUUUUCGUCAAGCUCAUUGGGAGACAGCGGACCGAUUCUGUUCGUUACGGGAUACCGUAUAGGCUGGUUGUCGACAAAUUCCUCAGUCAUGUUAUCCUAGGGCUUGUACUCGAAAUCCCCCGUUCACAAUCCGUCGCCUCAAGGUGACCUCAAUCGUCUCCUAUGAGGUAGCACCGAGAUGUCGUCAUCGGUUUUCGCCAUAUGGUACGCUCGGUUCGCUCCGGCAUCCUACCGCUGUGCCGCAAUCUCUACGGAUCGAGAGAAAUUGAUCGAUUUGUUCCGAUUAAUUUAAGCUUUCAGAUGAACAUUCGUCGUUGCUCUGAUUCCAUU
Messenger RNA from Galendromus occidentalis (western predatory mite), 602 nucleotides. RefSeq lists its product as uncharacterized. NCBI's taxonomy places the organism in Eukaryota, Metazoa, Arthropoda, Arachnida, Mesostigmata, Phytoseiidae. The record is from RefSeq and is a predicted model, not a curated record. The coding region runs from base 9 to 419 and encodes 136 amino acids. The transcript is spliced from 2 exons.